CACGACCUGGUCACCCAACAGACUCCUCUUUUUCCUAAAAGUUUGGUGACAAAAAAGAGACGAACUCCCAAGUUAACUCUCUUCUUUUUCCUCCUUCUUCCAGGCGGCCGCACAGCAUGGUCUAGCAGCGUGAGCAUCCAGGGAUCGAGCUUCUCAGCCCGCUACUUCUAUGCUGGAGAAUACAUCAACAACGCCAAAGAGGACGCAGCCGAAGUGGCCUUUACCCAGCUGAACUCGCAGCCUCGGUUGGCUACCGCCCUGCCGGGACAGCUAUAUGCGCAGCAAAAGUAG
This is a messenger RNA of Trichophyton verrucosum HKI 0517, 291 nucleotides long. RefSeq lists its product as uncharacterized. Lineage: Eukaryota; Fungi; Ascomycota; Eurotiomycetes; Onygenales; Arthrodermataceae. The record is from RefSeq and is a predicted model, not a curated record. The transcript has a single exon. The annotation marks the transcript as partial.